Messenger RNA from Argentina anserina (silverweed cinquefoil), 2060 nucleotides. RefSeq lists its product as uncharacterized. The record is from RefSeq and is a predicted model, not a curated record. NCBI's taxonomy places the organism in Eukaryota, Viridiplantae, Streptophyta, Magnoliopsida, Rosales, Rosaceae. The transcript is spliced from 6 exons. The coding region runs from base 84 to 1721 and encodes 545 amino acids.
UGGCGUUGUCCGCGAUGCAGUUUGAAUCGCAUUUGGGGUUGAGCUUCUAGGCGCGGCCAUUGGAAUCUGAUUUAGGGCUGAGGAUGGGAUCGUGUGGCAGCAAAGCGACGUCGUCCUCCGGCGAUGGUGGCGGGAGCCGGCGAUCCAAAUCCCUCGGCGGCAGCGUGUUCCGGUCGUCUUGUCUGCGAAUCAAAUCUCGAUCCCAUCGCAGUGACGAUGACGAGCAGGCCUGUGAACAUCAGAACAAAGGAAGUAGAAUUGUUGCUCCUUGUACAAACCAGACUGCCACAGAGCAAGAUCGACCAAAGGAAUAUUUCAGAAAGAUUAACGUUGAACAAUCUGAUGAAAUGCCUUCUAUAUCGUCAAACAUUCAAAUCAAUGAAUGGGGUGAUGCUAACAUUACUGAUACUGUCUCCAGAACUGGUCCAGGCUCUGCUCAAGAUUCAGCUUCUCCAUCGUUGAACCCUUCAAGGCGUUUCCUUUCUCGUUUUAGUAUUGCUCCUGGCAAUGUAAGCUUCAGGCUAAGCCGGGCAACCAGUUUAGGGUCUUCCAGGUCUUAUCCUCAAUCAUCGACAAGCGUCACAGUUUUGAAUGAUGAUGAUGACCUACAUCUGCAAACAGGACCUUCUGCCAAUUUGGUUGGUAGAUGUGAAAGUCAAGAAGGUUGGGAAUUUCUUCCAGAAUCACCAGUUAAUAGGGCUCCUAUACAAUUUUUUGAAGACACUUCUGCUAGUUUAGGAUUGAACACUGUGGAAUCUGGUUUUUCUCACAGCCAGACAAAUUCUUCUAUACAAGUUGGCCGAAAUGCUAAUGGUAGAAUAAUAGGGGUACAUAACAGAUAUUCAGGAUCUCAGGAACCUGUAGAGCAAAAUGUUCGUUUUAGCAGAACCUUAAGUGUUGGGAGACUUCGAGACAGGGUUCUUCGUCGAUCAUCUUUGACUGAUUUAACAUUUUCUUCGUUGCAACAAGAGGGAGAAGUGAGAGAUACAAAUCAGGGGGAUGAUACAAGGACAUUAGCACAUGAAAGUAGUGAUAUAAACUUGCAGAAUGGGUCUGGUUAUCCUCUAUCCAAUUUGUCAAAUUCAUUGUUUAUCAAUCAAGACUUUGAGGCGGAAACAGUAAGACCAAGAGAAUCCAGGUAUCAUGAUCUGCUCGAACACAGAUCAAGUUUUCUCGAGCGAAGGAGAAGAAUAAGAUCUCAGGUUCGUGCACUUCAGCGAUUAGGGAGCCGUUUUGAAAAUGUGUCUGGGCAUGAGAGGUCUUGUGUAUUAUCUGGUCAGCAGAGAACAGGUCAUUGUACAUGCCGUUCAAGUCACCGAGAUGCCCAUCAAAAUGAUAACAGCAGUGCUAGGGCAAGCAUAUCCCGGAUUGUUAUGUUAGCUGAGGCUUUGUUUGAGGUUCUGGAUGAAAUUCACCAGCAAUCUGUGGUUUUAUCCUCCCGACCUUCUGUAUCUUCAAUUGGAUCUGUUCCUGCACCUAAUGAAGUUGUAGAAUCUUUGCCUGUCAAAUUAUUUUCCAAGUUGCAAAAACAUCAGCAUGAAGAGGCUGCCCAAUGCUACAUAUGCCUUGUGGAGUAUGAAGAAGGAGAUGAGAUGCGGAUACUAUCUUGCAAUCAUGAGUUUCAUAAAACUUGUAUUGACAAGUGGCUCAAGGAGAUUCACAGGGUAUGCCCGCUUUGUCGCCAUGAUAUCUGCAGAUCAGACCAUCCCACAGAGCAUUAAGAGGGUAAUUUCUUGACUCUGGCUCUGAAGACCUGUGCGGGGAUGGCCUAUUGAGCAAUGAUGCUUUCCCCCUGGGAAACAAUUAAAACUGUUAGAAGUGUAAGUUCAGUCAUUUUCUGCUUGUAUCAACAUGGCUGCUUGCCUUUAGUUCCGCUCAUUGCGAAGUCUAACAUGAAACAUAGUAGAAAUGGACUGAACUACUUGCAACCUCCAUCGUGGGAUGGCAGAGACAGUAAGAGGGAGAGGGUAGGGGGAGAGAGAUUGAUAGAGAGAGAGAGAGGGUGCCAAAGAGGCUGUGUUUGUAUCUAAAAUCCUGUGCAUUGAUCAUGCUUUUAAAGG